Molecule: messenger RNA, 1145 nt
Organism: Carassius gibelio (silver crucian carp)
Lineage: Eukaryota; Metazoa; Chordata; Actinopteri; Cypriniformes; Cyprinidae
Exons: 3
Coding region: 263-895 (210 amino acids)
Source: RefSeq, a predicted model, not a curated record
CAUACUGUAAUUCGUCAGCCUCUGACAGACUAAUAAACCUCACACGUCAGCGCCACAUUACACACAUUCACACAAACCAUUUAAAUCUCCACUGGACCUCGGAACGUUCCCCAGUGUCUCACACCACCCAAAUCCAACAGCACGGAGAAAAGACUCGGGUCUACAUCUGCUUUAACUGGAUCUCAAAUUUGGAAAACAACAGCUGACUUGAGGAGAUCAGGGUUAUCAUUUCAACCAGAGAGGAAUCAAAGGAAUCAACUCAAUGAUUCUAGACGACAGGAAAGAAAACAAAGAGGAGCGACAGCUGCCAGUUAAAGACACCAGUGUCAAGCUGGCAGGCCAGGACAAAGAUCCAGAGGCCCAUCAUGGGGUCAAGCAGGAGAAACAGGUGAAUGGUGAUGGCCACUUAAACUCCCCAACCAAUCACAAAAUGGUUCGAGCCGAGCUGGACUGGACGGUACCCAUGUGUGUGCACCUACCCAUUGAAGUUCUCAGCCCUGACCAGGCGUUUCCCUUCUUGAACACCACACUCGCUGACCUGGGCAUCGAAGAAUCAGCGGUGAAGGAGCGUGUGGUGUGGGUGGACACCAAGCGCACCCGUGUGAAGGGCAAGUCUGGGAAGCUGAAGGAGAAGGAGGUGACCGUUCUGGAGGUGCGUGUCAAAGCGCAGCACCCUGGAGAGCGUCAGUGUCAGGAGGUCCUCUACAGCACCGAGUCCCACACCGAUCGCUCCUUCUGCAGAAGCGGGGUGGACAUCAUCCCGUGGAGACACACACAGCCAGCUGAAAAUGAACUCCAGCCGGUAGAAAUGACUCUGGCUGUGGACACACUGUCAGAGACCAAGUCCAAAUGGCAGAAGACGGAAGAAAAACGAGACUUGCCAAGCGAGGAAUGAGUGGUAGAUGUUGGAAAGCUAGGCUAAAGCAAUCUAACACCUGAGAUGACACUUUCAGGCGUUUUAAACUGGUGCACAACAGUCUAAAUUCUAUGUGCUAUGCUGUAAUUGAAGGAUACGUUUGACUUAUUUUAAGUGACAGUAUAACUAAAGUUUUGUCUAAUGUUCUACAAAAAGAGGUUUUAAUCUGUUUUUUGUAUUUUAGAAUAUUCAUAAAUUUCAUCAGGGACAGCUUUAAACUACACACAAU